Manis pentadactyla (Chinese pangolin) is the source of this 1147-nucleotide messenger RNA. It is a transcript of the gene MMP7, whose product is annotated as matrix metallopeptidase 7. The record is from RefSeq and is a predicted model, not a curated record. Gene Ontology annotation, biological process: extracellular matrix organization; collagen catabolic process; proteolysis. The coding region runs from base 75 to 878 and encodes 267 amino acids. Gene Ontology annotation, cellular component: extracellular matrix. Gene Ontology annotation, molecular function: zinc ion binding; metalloendopeptidase activity. The transcript is spliced from 6 exons. NCBI's taxonomy places the organism in Eukaryota, Metazoa, Chordata, Mammalia, Pholidota, Manidae.
AAAUCUCUCCACCUUCUGGCAGAAAGAACCAAAUCAACCGUAGAUUUGAGACCAAUCCUCUUUACACAGCAGCUAUGCGGCUGGCUGAGCUGUGGGCUCUGUGCCUGCUGCCCGGCAGCCUGGCCCCACCGCGUCCCCGGGAGGCAGAAGGCAUGAGUGAGCUGCAGUGGGAACAGGCUCAGGACUACCUCAGGAGAUUUUAUCCAACUGACUCAAAAACAAAGGAGGCCGACAGUUUAGAAGCCAGACUUAAGGAGAUGGAAAAAUUCUUUCGCCUCCCUAUAACUGGAAUAUUAAACUCCCACAUCAUAGAAAUAAUGCAGAAGCCCAGAUGUGGAGUGCCAGAUGUGGCAGAAUACUCCCUAUUCCCAGGUAGCCCAAAAUGGACUUCCAAAGUAGUCACUUACAGGGUCGUAUCAUAUACUCAAGACUUGUCACCUCUCAUAGUGAACCAGUUAGUGGCAAAGGCCUUCCAGCUAUGGAGCAAAGAGAUCCCACUGAGCUUCAAGAAGGUUAGAACAGGAACUGCUGAUAUCAUGAUCGGCUUUGCAAGAGGAGCUCAUGGGGACUUCUACCCUUUUGAUGGGCCAGGAAACACACUGGCUCAUGCAUUUUCACCUGGGCCAGGCCUGGGAGGAGACGCCCAUUUCGAUGAGGAUGAACGCUGGACUGAUGGCAGCAGCAUAGGAAUUGAUUUCCUGUACGCUGCAGCUCACGAACUUGGCCAUUCUUUGGGGCUGGGUCACUCAUCUGAUCCUAAUGCCGUGAUGUAUCCAACCUACCAAAAUGGAGAUUCCAAGAAUCUCAAACUUUCACAGGAUGAUAUCAAAGGAAUUCAUAAAUUAUAUGGAAGGAAGAGUAAUACAAAAAAAAUUUAGAAACCUCAUGGAGAACACAUACUCAUUCAUUGGAUUAAAUAUCAUUUUUGCACAACCAGAAUAAGUGAGCACAGUUUCCGCACUGCACAUAGCAUGCACUUCAUCCUUCCUUACGUUGUGGUUGGUUUCUACAAGUCUCUCUCCCCUUCUAGGGAUGAGCUCCUUUGUGCCAUGACUGUGUCCUUAUGAUCUUUGACUCUCCUCAGCAACUUGCACUUGGUAGAUUUAAUAAAUGUUAAAUACACAAAUAAAAUUUUUAUUCCAUGGUA